Molecule: messenger RNA, 6148 nt
Organism: Paramuricea clavata
Lineage: Eukaryota; Metazoa; Cnidaria; Anthozoa; Malacalcyonacea; Plexauridae
Source: the annotation of a GenBank genome assembly
AUGUUUGCCGACGAUACCCAAAUUGAAACGGCAGGUUAUGAUGUUAAUACAGUUGCUGAGGAACUUAAUCAAGAUCUAGAAAACGUUUCAGUUUGGUUGUCGGCAAAUAAACUAACUUUAAACAAAACGAAGACAGAAUACAUGAUAAUAGGUAGUAAUAGUAGAGUCAAUCAUAUUAACAUAACGCCUAAUAUAUUCAUAAAAGACAGAGAAAUUAAUAGAGUCAAAACGACCAAAUCACUCGGCUUAAUGAUUGACGAAACACUCUCAUGGAAUGCUCAAGUUGAUCAAAUUACAAAAAAGGUUAAUUCAGGUCUCAGUAUCCUUAAAAGAUUGAGAGACAUUCUAGAUUACCAAACACUGAUCAAAAUUUAUUUAUCAAUAAUUCAACCACAUUUCGACUAUUGCUCACAGAUUUGGGGUUGUCUGGGUAAAGUACUAUCUGAUAAACUUCAGAAGCUUCAAAAUAGAGCAUUUCAAAUAAUAACUCGUGAAAACUAUGAUACACGUACAAUCGAUGUUUUGAACAAGGUCGGUUUUCCAAAUCUCGUGACUAGAAGAAAACAUCAUUUAGCCGUCCUAAUGUUCAAAGCCAAACAUAACAUGUUACCAAAUUGCUUAACGGAACUUUUCAUCACCUCAAAUGAAAUACAUAAUGACAAUACAAGACAGAGCGAAUUCAAUUUUGCAUUACCUAAACCUAAAACUAAUUUUAUGAAAAAGUCUUUCGCCUAUCGAGGAGCUGAGACUUGGAAUAAUCUGUCUGCUGACAUAAAAGCUAAAACAAGUAUCUCUACAUUUAAAAAUAGUCUAACUGUAAGUGUGUAAUUUGUGAUUUAGUUAUUAUUAUUAGAUACUGUAGUAUAUGUGUAAUUAGUAUAGCUAUAUACGGCCUAUUGGAAGAUCACCCGUCUUAAUUUUUGUAAAUAUCUUGGUGAAAUAGUACCGUUUUUAAUAAAGUCAAUAAAGUCAAUAAAACUUUAUUUUGUAUUGCGUUCCCAAGAUUCGUCUCAGGAUUUCAGUUACGAGCUUACUUACAUGCAGUAUGCUUGAUUUUCACGAUACAAACGAUCGACAAUAUUUUGAAUAAUUCAGGUAAGGAUAGUUUAUUUCUUUCCGGUGAUAUACAUGAAGGCAUUUAUAUUUAGAUCUGCUGUUUACUUGUUUGAUGAAAUUAUGUCCGACAGCUAUUAUACAAACCAGAACGCUCUUAUCCCAUUGCCCUUUGCGCAUCUAUAAUGUUACGGCACUACUUCAUGUAAACCUUUUAUAUAAUGACUCGUAUGUGAAAUCAUUUCAUGGCGCCUGGGGACGAAGCUUGUGUUUGCCGAAAUAAUUGUAAUAUCGUUCGCGCUACGCACUCGUGGUAUUAUAAAUAUUUCGCCAAGCACGCGUGCAAUUUUUCAUUAACACUCCUCGAACCGUGUAAUUUUCUAUACAAAUAUGACUUCUUAGUUUUAGUCUUCGACUAAAUAUAUUUUGACAACACAGUAAUGUUAUGCAAGUAUUUGCAAUCUCCUCAGCUACUUGAACGUGCCAAGUAGAAAAUAUAGUUGUGUAAGGUCUAGUACGUUUCGGAAAGGAUACACUUUAACACUGACAAACGUCAAAAGCACAUCGUUUGCUCGAUCGAUCGGUCUAGAAGAUUUUUACACUUAUAGAUUGUGCUUUUAAUCGAAGCGUGCUUUCCUUGCCAAGAACCUUGUGUCAAAUGAAAUCUGAUCCAACUUCUCGUUUGACUAAUUUAACCCACCACUCAAUGAUAUAGAGGAAGUCGUAUCAUAAUAAAUACGAAAUCUUUCAGGAUUUCUUGUUGCAAAUUUAAAUUUUAUUGUACGAAACUAUAAUACACAAGUUGCAAUUUUCCAAGCGCGUCAGUCCCCUGUCACCCUACCCUAAUGCCAUUUUUUAUUUACCAUGCGAAAUCCGCGUGACACGUAUACCCAGCUCCAAACAGGGUCUUUUCUCCACAAGAGGGAAGAGCUUAGAAAAGAGGUUGCGACGUUGCACACGCAGUGGUCAAGUAUAAUAUCUUGGGCGACAGGUGGAUAGAAAUCGUUCGUGUCUGCAUUUUGGCAGAAAUUAAAGAGGCUUAGUUAACGAGCUUUACGCCCAUUAUCUAAUUAUCGCUGUAAAGUAGUUUUCUCCAUUACCGCCUCUAUGUCGUGUUAUUAUGUUAGCUAUCGAGAACAUUUGAAGUGAGGCUAAAUUUUUUGGUGGUCUGCUUCUAAAAUUUGCCAAUAAAAUGAGAAUACAUUGUAUAGCAAAGUGGAAUGUGUGGAAAUGUUAUAAAAUUAAUAUGUUGAAAAAUUAUUGAAUUUAAUUAUUUAAAACUUACUGAAAAUCGUCUGAAUUUGCAUGAAAAAGCCUAAAUUUAAAUUGUACGAAAGCUUGACAUUGCAAUUGCUUCAGUUUUAGUCGUACGCAAUUAAAAAAAUCCUCUUAAAAGGCGUAUACCUGUAAUAUUUCUUUCGGUGACCUAUGCUGAAAUUUUGCACACACCUGCAUUGUAUUGCAAAAUUUUUUCAAUUUACCAAAAAUGAAAAAUUUUGUAAUGCCAAAACAAAAUGAUUGAAUGAAAGAACGGCAUUUUUGCGUUUUUCAAAAACUGCCAUAACAGAAAAUGUUUUAAAUUUUGCUCAAUCUUAGUGUAUGUUAUAGUAAAAAAUAUGCAAGAACAAAAAUUGGGGGUCACCGUACUUUUUUCCAAAUACACAAACAAAUAUGCUAUUUUUCAGUCAAUUUCGUACGCGUGUGUCGCCAUAGCAACGAAUUAUGUGUUACCAAAAUUGACAUACAUUGAAAGACGAAAGUAGAUGAAUAUCCUGAUAUCUGCUGCAUAAAAGUUAAAAAUAAGACGUUUAACACCGCCAAACUGUUAUAGGCUAUACAUGAAAUUUUUCAAAACUGAACCGAGGUACCUUAUUAGAAAGUCCUCUUUAUAAACCCGUGCAUUAUUAGCAUGUGAAUUGAAUCAACACGACACUUAUUCGCCUACACUUAGAGAAUUGUUAGUGUUUUCGUAUACCUGCUGAACGCUUAGUAUAUGUUUAGUGUUCUGAUACGUUGGAUUCUGUAGAAAGUUCCAAGGGAUUGAAACGAGUUACGCGUUUCAGUAAGCUUUCAUGUUAGUGUUUUCGUAUACCUGCUGAACGCUUAGUAUAUGUUUAGUGUUCUGAUACGUUGGAUUCUGUAGAAAGUUCCAAGGGAUUGAAACGAGUUACGCGUUUCAGUAAGCUUUGAUAAGUUGCUGAAAGAUUUGCUGAAUUCAAUUUAUUUUAAAUCUUCUUGCGUAAAGCCAAAGAAAAUGCCAGAUAAAACGUCUGUUUCGUUCCAGCUGAUCAUCAGCUUUUUUGAAUAGAAGAGUAGUUAAUUGUCAUAUUGGCGAAAUAAUAGUACAGACUUUGAAGGACGUUACGAAUUUCGGUAAGUUUUUCUCAGUUUGGUUUGUAUAAUUAAAUCUCUUCACUAUUCUCGCAUGAUUUUCGAUAACUUUUUUUUAAUUUUUUCGGACUGAUGAGACGAAGCAGGGCAUAUUUGAGCAUAGCAUGAAAACUCGUUAGAAUAACAACAUAAAUCAUUAUCUAUGUUAGUCAACAUUUACUCGUAAAUCUUGUCCUUCACCGCUAUGUGUAUAUUGUACAUUCAUCCAAAUAUCCAAUAGCAAUGGUUUAUGAGGGAAGUUACAUAUCUGUGACUCGAACAAUAGGGGAAAUUGGAAAUUGCUAUUGGUGGAUUUGGCAAAAAUACAAUAUACACGUGAUGGUGAAUGGCCAGAGUUAUAAAUAAACGUUGACCAACAUACUGUAGAUACUGAAUUAUGUUGUUAUUCUGAACAGUUUUACAGCCAUCGUCCCCACUGUAGUCCAGCCAACCACAGUUUUUGCAUCCCUAUCUUGGCACGAAUCAGGAAGGCUGCGGCGAUUCCAAGGGGAUCGCAGAUCCGAGCUACUUGGCUUAAUAUUGCUGUCUUCGUUAAUUUGAUAACCUCCGGUGGACUUACUUUGAACCCCAAAACACCAUCGUUGUGGUUCCAGACAGUUCCCAAUACUUUCUCUUCAACUGGGCCUUCUAGAAGCUUCAUUUCCGAUUUAGCUCGCGCGCAGGCCCAAGGGAAGAAUAGUGGGCCUGCAAGCAAGGCCCGGUAUUUUGUAAAACGCCCCUUUUCAUAACACGCCCCAUUCGCGCGUCAAUUGUCAAAAAUAGGUACGCUAAGCGUACAUGUAUCUGCUCAUGGUGAUUGCACUGUUGCCAAGGGCUUCAAUCAACACUCAGUAGCUUGUAAAAAAAUUUAAGGGACCGAAGUUUAACAGCUGAGCAGUUAAAUAAAGUUAUAUUUAUAGUAUGUCAGAUGAAAGAAAAAUAAAAUGGCUGAUAUAUAUUCAACUUGCAGAAACUAAUUCCGGCCAUAACUUCACAAAGAUGAUAUUCAAUUUUAUGAUGUUCUUGUUGAAUCAUCUUAGUUUUAUAAUUUUCUUGCAGGGAUGGAUCCAGCAUGAUCUGAUAGGGGGGGGGGUGCUCUGCCCGCUCUGGUGCCGAGUUGUGUCGGUCAUGUGUGCCGCCCGCCCAUCAACUUGCUUCACUAUUGCAAAGUCUUGCUUGACUACAGUAUUUGAAUUGUAAUUGUUGUUCACAGUUCGCCUAUCAUCAUAUUAUUACUCAAAUUUCUGUAUCUCAUUUUGUCUCUAAUAAUUUUUGCUUAUCAUGAGAAAUAGGACACCCCUCCUGCACCCCCUCUGGCCAAGGCUAAGGGGGGUGGGGGUGCACACACCCCGCAUCCCCCCAGUAAAUCCAUCCCUGUGUUCUUGUUAAAACAUUUCGGGUUCCAAAUCUUCUUGAUAGUUCAUAUUAAACUUUAGCUGGCAUGCGAGAACGUUGUAGGUGCAUAGAAGUUGUCAGGAUAACAGGUGGUGCCAAUAUACAUUUGCAGAGUUUUGAAAGCCUUUUUAUACCAUAAUUGAUACAUAACAUCAACAUUUCUGCUGUUUAUAGUUGAUCUAUUUCAUUUUAGAAAAUGUCAGUCAGGGUUCAUGUAUGGCACACAAAUGAACUGCUUAUGCCUAGUAAAUAUAUCAAAUAGGUCAUAUAUUGAAAGUCAUUCAUCAGCAACAAAUGAUGACAAGUAUGGAAAUUAGAAGUAUAAUCGAUGCAUAUAGUUCUUGAAUAGAAUGAUAUAAUUCAGCAUACCAGAUAAUGUGUUCUUGGUAACGAGAUUUCAAAUUUUUUGAAAGACACUUGAAGACUUUAAAGAAGAAAAUUCUACAACCAUACAGCAGGACAUAUGAACAGUAACUCCGAAAAUAAUUUUACGAUAUUCAUAUUUCUGUUUAUUUACCAAGUGUUUUCUUACUGCUAAAAGCUUUUCUGCGUUUUGGGGCCUAUUUCAAAAUAGGAAAAGCGGAAAGUUGUGCUAUAAAUUAGUUGAUUAUCAGCUGCAAGCUAAAAUGGUAACGCGAUCGAAAUCGAGAGAAUUCGAGCAAGGAAGAUUGUUCAAAGUGCUGUGGCUGAAACGCUGAAGGCAUGCAUAGAUCAGCAUAUUCAACCUUUACAAGUCGAAGUUUCAGGUUUGAAAGACACCAUUGUUCGAGUUGAGGACGAACUCAUUGAAGCGAAGCAAUUGCUAAAUGAGAAGGUUGUUGUUUUGCAAAAUGUGAUUGUCAAUCUUGAAGAGAAAGUGGCUAGAUUUGCCACUAAAGCUAACGAUAACGAACAGUACUCGCGGCGCUAUAACAUUAGAGUAUCUGGUUUUCCCGAAGAAUCAGAUGAGAACUGUUCUUUGAAGGUUGGCCAACUCUGUCGUGAAACCUUAAUGCUACCAGAUUUUUCUGAAGAACAAAUCGAUAGAAUUAAUCGGGUGGGAAAACCUAGGUCAGAUGGUAAAUCAAGAGCCAUUAUUGUCAGGUUCAAGUCGCACAAAUAUAAACUAAACGUACUGCAAGCAAAGAAUAAAUUAAGGAACACGCCUUUUUCCAUCAAUGAAGAUCUCACAAGACAAAAUCAGCAGCUUUUUUACAUUGCUCGUACUGGGUGUACGAAUGUGUCUUCUGCGUGGACAAUUGACGGUAGAAUUUUUGCGAAACGACGAUCUGACGACAGGAAGUUUAACAUAGUUCGCUAUACAGAUUUUGAGGAGUAUGACUUAAUGUAA